AGGAGUGCGGAGACGUCAAGGUGUUCAUGAGCAGUCAUAAACUCGUUUGCUCCCUCAGCAGCAAAUAUGGACACCAGUUUGGCAACCCGGCGGGGGUGUGUGUGGAUGCAGAAGGCAGUGUGGUGGUGGCAGACGAGCAGCACCGCACCGUCCAUUUGUUCCCAGAGAGCGGGGCUCCCAUCUGCCUGGUGUCCGCAGGGCUGCGGAGGCCGGCUGGCGUGGCCUGCUCCCCCUUUGGGCACCUCUUCGUGGCAGACGCAGGUGAGAACUGUGUGAAAGUCUUCAAGUACCACGUGAGGCCCCGGCUGCCCUUGGGCACCCUGUGACAACCUUCAGAGUGGGGCCGGUUCCACCACAACCCUGCUGAGCUUUGGGUCCGCUGGUGGGUUGCAAAUGAAGGCGCUCCUGUUGUCCCUGCACUCAACCACCUUGUUGCCAUUCAGCUUUUCCAGAUGGCAGAAACAAGGACUACAGCGACAACGGUUCAGCUCCACCCUUCCUGGAUCCACCAGAGUAGCUGAAGGGCUGAGAUAGGACGGUGGGCAUGGAACUGCCUCCCCAGGGCAAUGGGACACUGCUCAGACAGAGGGUUUGGGUUUGGCUGGUGCUGUGUGGGGCCAGGGGUUGGUACCCAUGGUCCUUAUGGCUCCCUUCCAACUUGAAGGAUUCUCUGGUUCUAUAAAAAUUGAUGGUGUGUUGGUGCUUUGGAAAUUUACCACCAUCCUCCUGUGUGUCUUUUCAAUGAAAUAAUUCCUUCUCUCCCACACACACCCAUCUUACGUGGCCACGCUUCUGCCUCCCUGAUGUCCAAGAUGGAGCACAGCCAGAGGGGUAAGGCCAGGACAGAGCUGAGUUUGCAGCACCCUCCAGGAGAACAUUAAAAGAAAGGUGUCCCAUCCUCCAGGGAUUGCUGGCAUGGUCCUUAAGGUCUUCUUUCCUUCGUGCUGCUCCUCGGCAGAAAGCGGCAUUUUGAUCGGCCGCUGGAUCCCAGAACAGAGCUCUGCUGUUAUCCUCGCCGUGGUCCAUUUCCCCUUUAUUCCUGUUCAGGUGAAGCAAUAUCUCAGGGAAGUCCAGCAGGUGACUAAGGUCAGCAUUUCUGUGCUCGGCUCAUGGAACAACAGCAAACAGGAGAAAGAAGAGAGCCUGAGUGAGUUCUUGGAAGACCUUGGGACGAUAUUUUCUCAUGAGCCAUGGAUUCAGAUAAGCAAAGAGGGAAACAGCAAAUUCUGGAACUGUUCUACCCUUCAGAAACAGUCUGACAACCACAGAGAAGAAGAAAUCAUCUUAGUGUAUUAUGACCAACGUAAAGUCAUGCUGUCCCAUCUGCACCCCCCCUUGGACACGGCUGACCUCGGGGCAGAGGAUGCCUCCAAGCUCUCUGCCAUCUUUAACACAGUUGCAAGCAGCAAGGUGCUCUUCAUGACAGACAGAUACGAUGAUGGGCCCAUUAAGAUGACCCACUGGCAGUCGGAUGGCGUUGAAGCAAGUAUCAUUGUGGAGCUGAUGAAGCAGGCCUCGGUGCCUGCCUGCAUGCUGCUGACGUUCCUGCUUUCACUUGUUUCUGGGGUCUGCAACAGCAGGGUUCUGAAGUUUUGGCCUUUGUCUUUCUUGUGGAGCAAACUCUCAACCUGUGAGCAGCUGGGCCACCGCCUGCAGCACCUCCAGGUCAUCAGCAGCAGCAAGAAGGCUCAAAACCAGACCCAGCUAAUGAGGAAAGCCAACAUCUUUGUCUCUCUGCUGAUUGAUGUGGCUCUGGGGAUACUGCUAAUGUCCUGGCUGUACAGAAAGAACCAGAUCGGUCACCUUGCUGACACUCUCAUCCCUGUGGCUGAUCGUGUAGCUGAAGAGCUGCAGGACCUGCUCCAGUGGCUGAUGGGAGCACCAGCUGGACUGAAAAUGAACCGAGCUUUGGAUCAGGUGCUGGGUCGGUUCUUCCUUUACCACAUCCACCUCUGGAUUAGCUACAUUCACCUGAUGUCCCCAUUCAUCGAGAUGAUCCUGUGGUACGUUGGUCUGUCAGCUUGUCUGGGUCUGACCGUGGCUCUCUGCAUCCUCUCUGACAUCAUUGCACUUCUGACCUUCCACAUCUACUGCUUCUAUGUCUAUGGAGCGAGACUCUACUGCCUGAAGAUCUACGGCCUGUCGUCUCUCUGGCGUUUGUUCCGUGGGAAGAAGUGGAACGUCCUCCGGCAGCGGGUGGAUUCCUGCUCCUAUGACUUGGACCAGUUAUUUAUUGGCACGUUGCUGUUUACCAUCCUGCUGUUCCUUCUGCCUACAACUGCACUGUACUAUUUGGUGUUUACCCUGCUCCGUUUGCUGGUGGUGAUUGUGCAAGGCCUGAUCCACUUGCUGGUUGACCUGAUUGACUCUCUGCCUCUUUACUCAGUCAUCCUUCGGUUGUGCAGAUCCUACAGACUGGCAGCUGGUGUGAAGUUCAGAGUCCUCCAGCAGCAGGAUGGAAAACCUCUUCGACUCCUUAUGCAGAUCAACCCUCUAUCAUAUGGCAAUGUGGUACAGACAUACAGGCUGCCGACCUACAGCUGUUACCCCAAGGAUUCCUGGGCGUCCCUGUGCAAGAAGCUGUUCCUUGGAGAGCUGAUCUACCCUUGGAAACACAAAGGAGAGAAACAGGAGUAAAAAAACAAGACAAAACAAAAAACAAAGCAACCACAAGAGCCAGGACUGCAAGACUUGGUUAGAAAAACAUAUUGAUUCCUAAUGCUUUUGGACCAAAGGUAUCUCAGAGCCAGCAGCUGCUGGAUCCUUUUAAUUACAUUUUGGUAACGUGGGAGGGGCUGAAUUUUUGAAGACAAAUAUUUUUAAAUAUUAUUCUUCAACUUUCCAUUUCCCCUACUGUGUGUUUGAACUGGUUUGGUUUCCAAGCUGUUUCUUGUUAAUGCAGUGUUCAUCCUACCUGAGAUGUCUGCCUGCUGGCACCAGGGGCUAAUGAUUAUUUUUGGAGCAAAAGGUUAAACCCACUGGUGGGUUUAACCUCAUGGAACCAGCAUUUAGUGUAAUCAAGGAAGUACCUCCUGAGCAUUUGAUGCUGUGUACGUCUUGUUGUGAAUUCACAGAGCCGUAUUAAAAACAGCCCUUCUGGUGGUUCUAAAUCACA
Molecule: messenger RNA, 3115 nt
Organism: Lagopus muta (rock ptarmigan)
Lineage: Eukaryota; Metazoa; Chordata; Aves; Galliformes; Phasianidae
Gene: PIGQ
Product: phosphatidylinositol glycan anchor biosynthesis class Q
Exons: 11
Coding region: 916-2637 (573 amino acids)
Biological process (GO): GPI anchor biosynthetic process
Cellular component (GO): membrane; endoplasmic reticulum
Source: RefSeq, a predicted model, not a curated record